AGACAAAUUCUCAAUUCAAGAUUUGGUCAAACUUAGUGAUGAAAAGUGAAUUUUACUAAAAAGAACGAAGAAUAAGAAAAAGAAGAAACAGACUUAUAAUUAUCUGAAUAGAGAGAGAGAGAGAGAGAGAGAGAGAGAGAGAGACAAGUGCGAGCUGCAGAAUCCAUCUUACUCCAAAUAGGUGCAGAUACCAAGGCGCGUUCAUCCAUGGACCGACAGCCACAUGUCCUCGUCUUCCCCUGCCCAAUACAGGGCAACGUCAACUCCAUGCUCAAGCUCGCCGAGCUCCUCUCUUUCGCCGGCCUCACCAUUACUUUCCUCAACUCAGACUACUGUCACCGCCGCCUCCUCUGCCACACCGAUAUUCUCACCCGCUUCAGCCGCUUCCCCGGCUUCCGCUUCGAAACCUGUAGCGACGGACUUCCGGCCGACCACCCGCGCUCCGGCGACCGAAUGAUGGAUGUUUUCUACUCGUUGGAAGCCAACGGCGGCCCUAUUUUAAAAGAACUUCUAAUUUCCGGUCGACUGAGUUCUGACGGCAGGCGGCCGGUGACCUGCAUCAUAGCCGAUGGAGUCCUGGCCUGUGCCGUUGAUGUUGCUAAAGAUCUUGGAAUUUCGCUAAUUUUUUACCGAGCAAUCAGUGCUUGCUUUUUCUGGGCCGCCUUUUGUAUUCCUCAACUCAUUGAAGCCGGGGAGCUCCCCUUCACAGGAAAAGACAUGGACGAGCUAAUAACUUCCGUACCAGGCAUGGAAAGCUUUCUUCGGCGCCGUGACCUUCCGAAUAUCUGCCGGACCAGCGACCCUUCCUACCCGGUUCUUCAAUUCUUUAUGACGGGGACAAGACGAAACUCGGAAGCGCACGCGCUGAUAAUCAACACCUUCGAAGAACUAGAAGGCCCUAUAGUCUCUCACAUACGCACCCACUGUCCCACGCUCUACACCAUCGGACCUAUCCACGCGCACCUGAAGUCCAGACUCGCGGCGGAGACGAAGGCGGCGUCGUCUUCGCCGCUCUCCUCCAAGCCCAAAUCCAACAGCCUCUGGGAGGAAGACAGGAGCUGCGUCGCGUGGCUCGAUGCUCAGCCGCCGAAGUCCGUAAUCUACGUGAGCUUCGGGAGCAUCACGGUCAUGACGCGUGACGAGCUCAUGGAGAUCUGGCACGGUCUAGUGAAGAGCGAGAAGGCGUUCCUAUGGGUGAUUCGGUCGGACGGAGUGGUCGGGAAAGAUGGGACGUCGGAGAGCGGGUUGCCGACGGAGGUAUUGGAAGGAACGAAGGGGAGGGGGUGCAUUGUGGGGUGGGCGCCGCAGGAGGAGGUGCUGGCCCACCGUGCGGUGGGUGGGUUCCUGACCCACAGCGGGUGGAAUUCCACUCUGGAGAGUGUGGUGGCGGGCGUGCCAAUGCUAUGCUGGCCCAGGUACAUGGACCAACAGGUAAACAGUAGAUUUGUGAGCGAGGUGUGGAAGAUUGGUAUCGAUAUGAAGGACACUUGCGACAGGGUGAUUGUUGAAAAAUUGGUGAGAGAUCUGAUGGAGGGGAGGAGGCCUGAGUUCGAUAGAUCAACGGAUGAGAUGGCCCAGCUGGCCAGAGGAUCUGUGGCUGAGGGCGGUUCCUCCUACAGUAAUUUGGACCGCCUCAUUGAAGUUAUUAAAUCAACCGGUGUUUGACCGCUUUCGUUUGUUGGAACGCCUAUUUUAUUUUAUUUUUGUUGGUUUUAUUUUCAUCCUGUACCGCGAGUACUACAGUUUACUAAGACUGUAUUCGAGUCUACUCAGGUUAAUAUAAUAAAAUGAUGUCGAUCAAUUUCAUAAUUAUUAAA
Messenger RNA from Malania oleifera, 1817 nucleotides. Its product is annotated as 7-deoxyloganetic acid glucosyltransferase-like. The record is from RefSeq and is a predicted model, not a curated record. Lineage: Eukaryota; Viridiplantae; Streptophyta; Magnoliopsida; Santalales; Ximeniaceae. The transcript is spliced from 2 exons. Gene Ontology annotation, molecular function: UDP-glycosyltransferase activity. Bases 208 to 1665 code for a protein of 485 amino acids.